AUGCCUUUGGACUCACAGAAUGUGUGUGGGCUCUGCUCCGAGUCUUCCCCCCAGAUUGUCCAAACAAGCUCCAGCAGACUGGCAGGCGCCAGCGCCGUGACGUCACCCAUUCAUCUGAGCCCUGACGCCUGUCAGCCUGGCGCCGCUCGGGCGGUCUCCAUGGAGACGUCAAACACCCGCUCCCCAUUCACCUGCACGUCGCAGCUGACGGCCAGGGGGAGGAGAGAGGGAGGGCUAGUGGGCAGAACAAUGGGAGCCAGCCCGCUGCAGUGGUGUGCCCUGCAUGGCACUUCCCUGGGCAGUGCUAUGGUCGUGGCUGAGAGUCACUUCCUGUGGGAACCACCAGUACAGACAGCCUGGAGCCUGGACACAUCGGCCUCAUGUUUGUGUGUGCACAGAGCAGCUACAGACCAGCUGCAGGUGAUCUGCACAGAGCCGUCCCCUCACUGCGGCCAGGGGACAUGGGAGCCAGAGCCCAAAGAUGCAGCGCGAACACUGUGGCAGCUGGGCCACUCACAAAGCCCCAUUCAGAUAGCCAAGGCCUGGGGACAAUGGCCGAGCGCUCUCCUCCACUCCUUCCACCCAAAGAUUAAUACUUCAGUUGGGCUUCCCGGUGGCAGGCAGGGCUCAAAGGAGAGAGAGCUGCUGUUUUUCUACUGCGCAUUGUAUGAGUCGCCUGAGAACGACCGUCUCUGGAUGGACCCUGACAAAUGA
Messenger RNA from Knipowitschia caucasica, 714 nucleotides. The record is from the annotation of a GenBank genome assembly. NCBI's taxonomy places the organism in Eukaryota, Metazoa, Chordata, Actinopteri, Gobiiformes, Gobiidae.